Molecule: messenger RNA, 885 nt
Organism: Thyridium curvatum
Lineage: Eukaryota; Fungi; Ascomycota; Sordariomycetes; Thyridiales; Thyridiaceae
Exons: 5
Coding region: 1-885 (294 amino acids)
Cellular component (GO): plasma membrane
Molecular function (GO): acetate transmembrane transporter activity
Source: RefSeq, a predicted model, not a curated record
AUGACGACCCCACAAGUAGAGCACGACGGUCAAUACGUAAACAACCACAGCCCGACAGCCAACUACAUGGAGUCCAAGGUAGAAAGCCACGAGGAUGCUCUCCGCCACGUGCGGACCGCCGGCACCAUUUCCUUGACGCCGGAGCUGUUUGAGAAGCUAUAUCUGUCACCGCAAAAUGCGGUCAAGGGCGAGCUCAGGAAGACCUUUGGCAAUCCUACACCAAUUGCUAUGAUCGGCUUCCUUACCUGUCUCACACCUCUCGCUUGCCAGCUCAUGGGUUGGCGUGGAAGCGGCCUAAGCGGCCUUGCUACAGUCGGUGCUACAUGGUUCAUGGGCGGUCUUCUCCUGCUCCUGGGAGGCCUGCUGGAGUGGAUCCUCGGAAACACCUUUCCCGCCGUCGUCUUCUGCUCCUUCGGCGGGUUCUACCUGGCCUUCGCCGCGACCCUGACCGAGAGCUUCGGUGCAUAUGCGGGCUACGCGCCAACGGGCGGGCCAGCUUCGGCCGGCAUGGCCACGACGGGCUUCAACGCUGGUUUCGGCUUCUUCAUGCUCUGGAUGGGAUUCAUGUGCCUCAUCUACCUCAUCUGCGCCCUGCGGACCAACGUCUGCUUCGUCGUCAUCUUCCUGAGCCUCCUUUGCGCCUUUGGCUGCCUGGCAGGAGCGUACUGGUCCCUGGGCGAGGACUAUACCGGCAAGGCCGGGUACGCGGGCAAGCUUGUCAUCGCGGCUGGAGCCUUCCUCUUCGUGGCCUGUGUGUCUGGCUGGUGGAUCUUCUUUGCCAUCAUGCUCGAGGCGCUCGACUUCCCGUUCCAAGUCCCCGUGGGCGAUCUCAGCACCCUUAUUGUCGGCCGCAAGGCUCGCCAACAGCAGAAGGGCGAAGUGUAA